This is a messenger RNA of Metopolophium dirhodum (rose-grain aphid), 543 nucleotides long. RefSeq names its product protein FAM200A-like. The record is from RefSeq and is a predicted model, not a curated record. Bases 1 to 543 code for a protein of 180 amino acids. Gene Ontology annotation, molecular function: protein dimerization activity. The transcript is spliced from 2 exons. NCBI's taxonomy places the organism in Eukaryota, Metazoa, Arthropoda, Insecta, Hemiptera, Aphididae.
AUGCGGAUGCGGCGCCCACAAUCGAAUUUCACGAUCCCGACGGCCGCCGUUGCCCAGUUAAAAUCGCCAACGUUGACGCGGGUCGGAGCACUUUUGCACGGCGUCGAGCCCGACGAAAACGGUUUACAAAUAAACUUUAAUGCACGGUUUGAAGAUUUCCCAGAAGAAAGUCUAGGUUGGAUAAGAAGUCCACAUCAUUUUAAUAUCAAUGAAAUAAAAUUAGGAAAUUUAAAAAUAAUCGAAGAACUUAUUGACUUGUCAUCAGACGAAAAUCUACGUAUCAGGUUUCAAGAAAAUGCAUGUGGUACAUUUUGGAUUUCCAUCAAAUCUGAAUAUCCAGAAUUAUCAAAACAAGCAAUAUCAAUUUUACUUCCUUUUGCAUCAACUUAUUUAUGCGAAACAGCAUUUUCAACACCAACGAUAAUUAAAAACAAAUAUCGCUCCAGAUUAAAUGUUGAAGCUGAUUUAAGAGUAGCAGUGUCAAAUAUCAAACCAAACUUAGAAUCAAUCAUGUCAACAAUGCAAGCUCAGGUCUCUCAUUAA